CCUGCAGUGAACCACCUCGGGUAACAUUUGCCCAAGGAAGGCGAAGUUGAAUGAAAACUUACAAGACACUGGGUUAGGUAAGCAGCAUACGUAUUUUAAAAGCUGAUAUAUUCCCAUCUUUGUAAAUCUUUCUCGUCUUCCUUACUAUUCCCUUUUGAUGCAGUCUUAAACGUAUGGUCGAUGUGGAAUGCACAGCCCAGCAGUUAAAAUGGCUUAUUAUGAUACUACAAAAUAAUUUUCCAUUUCAAAAAAUCUAAGUGUAUCUAUGGCUGUCAAGGAAGCCACUUCAACACCUUUAUGUAGCUUCUUAACAGUUUUAAAAAAGAAGCUCGCUUAUCUUAGUUGUGUUUACCAGAAAGAAAAACUUCCUAAAAGUGGUAUUGUGACUGUUCAGGUAGAAACAGGUAAUUUAGUGUUAACAACUGAGUUGAAAACGUAAAUUGACCACCGUAAAGAGUUAAAAGGCUGGCGUUUCGAGCGUUAGCCUUUCGUCAGAGCGAUUGACAAAGGGCUAACGCUCGAAACGUCAGCCUUUUAACUCUUUACGGUGGUCAAUUUACGUUUUCAACUCAGUUGUUAACACUAAAUUACCUGUUAUGCUCUCCCACCGACGCAGUACCACAGUUUUUUUAGAUACUCACCUCCUUUGUUCAGAUAGAAUACGUGCUUGGAGUAGGAUGCAAGCUUAUGGUCUCAAAGAUAAGUUUGAACUUAUUUCACAGAUGAGAUUGAUUCAAAAGUAUGCAAAUGUGUAUUGUUUAUUCACAAUAGUACAUCGUGUGUUUCAUAUCUUUGUAACGUGGCUCGACCCAAAGGUGAGAUAUACUUAAAAGUAAGUCUACAAAUACCAGGUAGGUCUUUUCACAAACAUUUUUGUAGAUCUAGAAGGUAAUGAAAUGAUCAGAAAUUUUCAUUUUCUACUCAAACAAAUGAAAUGUUUGGUCUGACUGUUAAAAGACGCUUUAAUUUCACAGCAAAAGUAAUAGAUAUAUUGAGAGGUUCUAAAAAUAAUUUUUUGUGAUAUUGGUCAAAAUUUUUUUGCAUUCUUUAUAGGUAUUCAGUCACUCUCGCGUGAUAUUUUUGGACAAGACAAGAGACAAAGUAGGCUGAAACACUUAAUUUUCAUUUCUUUCGGGGCAUCUGAGUUCUCUUUCGAAAGUGGGAACAUCACAGUUUUAAUGGGACAAAAUGCGAUUAAAUUUUCAGUGUAACCAAUCAGUUCUAAAGAUGAUGUAGUUAACAAGGAUAUUCGAAGAUCACUUUCACAUUCAAGGAUAUUCGUAUCCACCGAUCUGAGAAAUUUUCUGUCUAAAAUAACAUCCUUCUGCCACUAUUUUCGUUAAAAUCAGAAUCUGCAUUGCGGCGUCAACAAAAUCUGGAUCGAACCGGAUCGGAUCACGGAUCACGGAUCAAAUGCUAAACCGCGUACAAUCCGCAAACCGGAAUGAGCAGCAAAACCGAAAAACCGAAGUUUUUUGGCAGAAAACCGAUCUAAAAGCAGCCAAAACUGCAAAACCGAAAAUCCCAAUGCCUCCUUCCCGCUUGCCUUCAUCCAUGGCGGCACUGCACAACACUCCUCGAUACAGCCGUGAAAGUGAUUACAUGGAGCCUUUUGGGCAAAAAAAACUUUCAAAUGGGCCUACGCUCAAUUAUGUCAAGCAGACUUUAUUUUGGCUUGUCACGUAAAUUUUUUGAGUCCGAUCCAUGAUCCGUGAUCCGAUCCGUGAUCCAUGAUCCGGUACGGUCUGAUCCAGAUUUUGUCGACGCCGUCCGCAACAUAUAAGAGAAAUUGGAUUUGCUAAAUAUCAAGCUUAACUGUAACAAAGUUACAGUCGAUCAAAAUGAUAAAAUCACUGUAACUGACUAAAAUGACUAAUUGAAUAUUGGCCGUAAAAUUCCUCGCUAUCUCGUCAAACAUUUGAGAAUAAUGCUCAAACUUGGUGGAAAGAUGCGGAUUCAAGUUAAUAAUUUGGCAGAUAAGUUAAUAUGCAGUCUGCUGAUGAAGUAAUUUUCGUCGAUGUGUGAACCUAGCACCUUCUACUACGGUCCUCCUAAAAUAGAAUCAAGGUUUUCAGUGCAUUAGUUAAAUCGAAACAGAUGAAGAACAAAGGAAACAAGAUCUAGCUGUAAGAUAUCUGGUAUAGGUACUGAAACGUUAUUUCACUCUCCUUUUCCCCUCAGCAUUCGCCAUGGGUUACGUGAAACAAAGAACGUCGCACCGAAUGUAUCUAUUGGUUUUUAUUUUAGCAUUUGUAUUUUCUCUAUUUUCGGUUGUUUACGUUCAUUACUAUACUUUGGUUGUGCCGCUGAAACAAGGAAGUCCAUCAUUUGUCAUCAAACAAGAUGUAGAUGCCUCGCGCAGCUACACAAGUGCAGCCAGCAGUGCAAGUCUCAUGCAUUCCAUAGCAAACAAGAAGGAAAGUUUUCAGCGCAGCACAGAUGAUCUAUCAUAUUCAGGGAAAUCCAUUCCUCUGAUGGACUUCAAGGACUUACAAAAGAGAAAAAAACGAUUUCUUUUAUUGGUUACUGUUGGCAGUGCACCACAAAGAUUCGACAGGAGGCAGGCAAUAAGAGAUACAUGGUGGAAAUUUUGUCACGAGAAAAAGGUGAGACACGGUUAAUUCAAAUACCAUGAAUAAUCGAUCAAACGCCGUCCUUAAAUGAGCGCUUCACUUUAGAGGAAAAAUGUAAAGGUUACGUCCCACCUUCAGAGGUUUAAAAAAUCGAUUUUUCUUUGAUUUGACGUAACUGAAUUCAAACAUUUAAUUUAAUGUAUCCAUAAAAUAGAAAUUAUUGAAAUCUUUUAAAGCACUUGAGUUAUUUAAAAAAACAUAUUUUCAACUAAAAGUUAUUAAAUUAGGAAGGUAUCAUAAUCUCGAACCUAGACGAAUCCCCUGGGGGAAUUUUCGCCGCAACCUCUCAUGCUGGGGUUCGUUUUCCGUGUUAUUUCCAUAUUUUGUUUACAUCGCGCACUUGACAAAAUUCACAUGUGGAAGCUCCUUGUUUAUGAAAAAAUCUUUGCUCAUGGAAAAAUAAAAAGCGGAAGAAAGUCCUCGGUAAAAAAAAGAAGAAAAAUAAAAGAAGGCCCAGAGAGGAAGGAAAGAGUACCACUCUGUCAAGUAAGGAAAACAUUCCUUUGUAUUCCGUUGUGAAAGCGACUGGUACUGGCGGAGCGGGCAUAGGGUAAAAUAUGGACUGGACUAUUUUUUGGACCAUUUUUUGGACCAUUUUUUUGGACCAUUUUUUGGACCAUUUUUUUGUACUAUUUUUUUGGACAAUUUUGAAGGGGGGAGCACACCAUUAGUACUGAGGGAGGGGUAGGAUGAAGUCUAUCAGUACUAAGGGAGGGGUGGGAGGGUGGAGUGUUAUUACUUAAGGAGGGGUGUGAGACGGACUAUUACUACGCAGGGAGGGAUGGGAGGUGGUUGUAAUAGGAAACACUGCUAGCUAAUGAAGCUUUUACUCGAUCGUACAAACAAUUUUAAUUGGUUUUUCGACUGAGUUUUUGUAUGUCAAAAUUUUAGCGCUGGGCCGCGGCGUUUCUUCAUAUUUUGUCAUGCGAAAGCGAAACUGCCAAGUUAACACUGGACUUUAAUUUGUAUUGAAAAUAUCGCGUUUACGAUCCUCCACUGUUGAAUGAUGCGUGCGCCUUUUAAGUCAACUUGUGCACCAUCAGUUGCUUCAAAUUUCCCUUUGUGUAUACAGUAUGUAAUUACUAACUUUAACUAUCUUCCUUUUGUCAUUGAUCUUAUCAAACGAGAUCACGGAAUUUCCGGUCUUUAGCCCUUAACUUAGCAGCAUUUAGAAUUCACAAGCGCUAUCGCAAUUUUGAAGUUUAUGCCUUUACUAUUUAAAAUCAUGAGCGAACGAUUUCGAAGAGGAAUCCAUGUUCUCGAAUGGACCAAAAACACUGCUGUACUCUCAAAAUGGGAAAGCGCAAAUAUCGAUUUCAUCUGUUUCGCAAACAAAGGAGAUAAUCACCUACACCGGAAAUCGCGACCAGGUAUUCCUCGCGACUCCCCUAGGUUUGUUUUCCAAUUUGCCCAAGCCGCUGUCGAUCAGUUCUUGCGUUAAAACCUAUGAAACCUGCGAAGUGGAACUACUGUUGCUUGCCGAUAAUUUCCGUCGGCAAAACGUAGAAGUCCAGUGUUUCGUGGCAGUUUCGCUUCCGCAUGACAAAAAAAUGAAGAAACGCCGCGGCCAAGCGCUAAAAUUUUAAGAUACAAAAACUCAGUCGAAAAACCAAUUAAAAUUGUUUGUGCGAUCGAGUUAAAGCUCCAUUAACCAGUAGUGUUUACCAUUACAACCACCUCUCACCCUUCCCUGCGUAGUAAUUGUCCGUCUCACACCCCUCCCUGAGUAAUAACACCCCACCUCCCACCCCUCCCUUAGUACUGAUAGACUUCAUCCUACCCCUCCCUCAGUACUAAUGGUGUGCCCCCCCCCCUUCAAAAUGGUCAAAAAAAUGGUCCAAAAAAUGGUCCAAAAAAUGGUCCAGUCCAUAUAGCUCCACGCUGGCGUCCAGAUUUCGAACAAAGAAGUCGCUGUCAUACCAACAUUUGCCAUACACAAUGUUAAAAACGAGGUUUUAUUUUCUUUAUGCAAGUACCAGCCUUGAUACAAAAACAUUAACAAUCGCCUCGAAUCGUAAUUUUGAAAGCUGCCUGUCGAUUUGUUGUCUCGCACCUCAGCACAUUUUCCGUUUUUUUCAUUUAUGCCGCGGAUUUUCUCCUUUGUCUUUGGCAACUUUGCUCAUUGUUAAGUCGUCUUCUUCAACGCUCUAUCGAGCGAUCGAGAUAAAAAAAAAACGUGUCUGCGAAUGGUUACUUUUCGCGGGAAAUCUUGAUCCAUCGUUAUUAGCGCCUGGAGGUUCCGUUGUCCCAUUGGUUUGCUGUUUCAGGAGGUGAGGUAAUCUUCUGGUGUGGCGCGAGUUGUUUGCGAGCAUUCAAGGAAUAAUGACAAACGAAAGUGUGUCAGGGAAUUUUGAUAUUUGAAAUUGUUGAUUGAUGCCUUGUGAAUAAGACAGCCAUUUUGUUCGUGCUGCGGCAUCUGAUACCCGAUAAAGUCAAUAUUAUAUUAUAUUUUUAUCGUAAACUACAGUCAUUAAGCUUUCUUCUGAUGUGUAGUUUGUUAGGAUUUUAGUGAAAGUAGCGCGCGUACGAAUUUUUUCUCGGACACCCGCGAAGGUGGGAAGUAACCUUAAUAAACGCCGCCCUCGAAUAAACGCCGCAUCAUCAUGCGGCGUUUAUUCGAAUGAUAGACUCAAAAAGCACACAGCGACAAUUGCUACGAUCGCAGUUGGAAAUUUUGAGUAAACCAGACAAGUUCUCUUGAAUGAACCAAUUCUGAUGUCGAGAAAGCAAUCCGACAUACGAUCUUUAUUCACUUUAUGCAUUGCAAUAGUAUUAACAUGCAAAUGAUGAAAUUGAGAGCAAUAUGAAAAAUGACUUUUUAGACAAACACAAAAACAUGUUUUUUUUUUCAAAAGUAAAAUGGUCAGUUACCAUACUACUGUUUGGAUUUUAAAUAAACGCAGCCCCUCGAGUAAACGCCGCAUUCGAAUCACGAAAAAUUUAAUAAACGCCGUGGCGUUUAAUCGAAUAAAUACGGUUUUAAAAUUUGUAAAUGUUUCCAAAGACGAUAGACUCUGACAAUGGACAAUGGACAGCCAAGGAGGCCUGGUCACUUAGAAACCUCCAUCUGGUCCCACGCUUCCUUUGUUCCAUUUCCAUGUCCGCCUACCUCGUUAAGGCCCAUGUCACUCUAUGAAGCCUUAUUUAUUUUCUCGGUAGAUCCCUUCCAGUUAAUCAUGUAUUUGUAACUAGUUCUCCCUCCACCGCUUCUUUUAAAAGAAAGUUCCAUCUCUUCCAUGUCCGCAGUAAUUCCUCGUUAUGAGUGUGCGUGUGUGUGUGUGUACGUGUGCGCGGUCAAAGUAAUUACCAUAAGUCCAUAUUCAAAUGUUAAUAUAAGAUUAGUUAUUUUAAGUGAGAAAGCCUUUUUAUAAGCCUUUGGUUUCUUUCAGGUUUUCUCGCCAUUUACCAUCAAUUUUCCAUUUUUUUUUUUUCCAUCUGUAAAUGUUGUAUAUGGCAAAAUAAAUACUGUAUCGUAUGUAAAACUAGACUAGAACGGUACAGUACAGUAAAACCCCUUCACUUGAUUCCGGUUACCUCGAACCCCCCGCAAACUCUUUAAUCGCGUUUGAUACGAAGGUGAUAAAAUUUAUGGAAACGUAAUACAUUUCACUUAACUUCCUAAGCUAAACAUAGCUCCGACAUAACAAAGUAAAUGUUCGAAAAUGACUGUUGAUUGUACAAGAAUGGUAAAAACAAAAUUCACACCAACCCCAAUAACUCGAAUUUCCGCUAACUCGAACCACUUUUCGUUUCUUUUGUGGAUUCGAGUUGGUGGGGUUCUAUUCUAAAAUUAAUUUGAGAGUGGAGACUCUGUCGCCUAAUGUUGGCUGAUUAUUUCUCUUCAACAGGUCAAAUGCGUCUUCUUUACAGACGGCAUCACUAAGAACCAAACUCUCCUUACCCUUCUACUCCAGGAAAAAAACCGCUACAAAGAUUUGGAGCUUCAACCGCUUCCAUCUGGUGUUCAAUUCGGGCAACGCUUUCUAAAUUCCAUCAAAUGGGCCACGGCUAAGUUUGACUUUAAAUAUUUUCUCAAACUGGAUGACGAUUAUUUUGUUUGUCUAAAAAGACUCCUAUUUGAGCUUCCUUCGCGACCGAAGCGCAAUCUUGUAUGGGGAAGUUUUCAUUGUGAGUUUGGAAUUUCUUGGGCAGACGAAGCAUUCGUAAUAUUCUCUGCUGACAUGAUCCGCAAAUUCUUGAUGCAAGAUAAGAAAAAGAUGCUUUGUCACCCAUUUGCUGACCAACAGUUCAGUAUUUGGAUGAAACAUAUGACUAAGCUUUAUUUCCAUGACACAAGGCUUCACCAUGACCCACCAGCUUCCUUUACGCCUGAAUUUAAAGAAAUGAAAAACCUAUGUGACUCGUAUAUUGGAAUACAUGGUACAUACGUAGAAGAGAUGAGGAAGUUUGCGAAGGUUGCAAAUGAUGGCGCAAAAGAAACUGUAGAAACUGUCCCUAAAUUUUCAAGCUUCUGCCCAUUCAAAGACUUUGAUUAUCGAAAGUUUUCACCUAAGUAUUAUUUUCGUCCUAAACCUUGUAUACAGAAUCCCACUUGGAAGAAUUCUACAUUUACUGGUCGUGAAGACGAACACAUACUGCGUCAGGAUGAUCUAUAAGACGAAGAGCAUCGACUACCGAGGUUUUAUUUCUAAACGCCAGAGUUCCAAGUCUCAAGCACAGUUGAUGAAUAUGUGAUAAUCUCAAAAAAAGGUUUAAUUUAUGAAUUGCAAACCAGUUCUCAAGAAUAGUUUAAAACGCUUAUUCACAAGAUGGUGUUAAUAGCUUAAAAGAAGAGAAGGCCGUGAUAGACCUAUUUACCUAAUAAAUGUUAUUUUGAUAGAUCGAUUAAUUUAUAUUUAUUUUUUCCAAUUUAAGAACCAUUGUAGAAUAUAAGCUGGGCUAGUUACUUCAAAAUUUUAAACU
Molecule: messenger RNA, 7556 nt
Organism: Pocillopora meandrina
Lineage: Eukaryota; Metazoa; Cnidaria; Anthozoa; Scleractinia; Pocilloporidae
Source: the annotation of a GenBank genome assembly